Molecule: messenger RNA, 774 nt
Organism: Ostreobium quekettii
Lineage: Eukaryota; Viridiplantae; Chlorophyta; Ulvophyceae; Bryopsidales; Ostreobiaceae
Source: the annotation of a GenBank genome assembly
AUGGCGGCCCUCAGCCGGCUCGUGCCAAUCCUCCUGCUGCUGGCGCUGGCAGCCACGGAAACCAGAGCGAGCUGCGACAGCGCCGACGUGUGCUGCUCCAGCUGCACGGACGAGUGCCCGGACCCAGUCGACAGGAUAGAGUGCACCAAGCAGUGCACCGGCGUGGACUGCAGCGACGCCCAGACGGAGCAGUGCGGCAGCGGCAACGUCUGCUGCGACGACUGCGAAGCGGAGUGCCCGGGCUUCCCAACGUCCUGCGCCUCGAACUGCGUGGAUUUCGGCGGCCUGGGGUGCCCCGAGCCGCCCCCGGAGUGCUCGACGCCGAACGAGGUGCGGUGCGAGGACUGCGCGACGAGGUGCACGGGAUACCCCGCCACGUGCGAGCAGUUCUGCAAGAAGGAAGGGAUCGAGGACGGGGCUGAGUGUCUGAAAAGGGGAGAAGCUCAAGCUGCAAGGGUGGCUGGGAGCGCCUGCUUCGCCGCAAAGGCGGCCUGCGCCAUCCCCACCCUCUUCACGGGCAAUAUAAGCACAGCCGAUGAUGGGAUUCCUAUCAGUCUGAAGGACUGCUGCCUGGUCGUCAUCGGGACGUGCGCCGGCGACGUUGUCAAGAAGCACCCAUGCGACACGGGGGGCAACUACGGUACCUGCAAGGAUGCCAAAGGCUUUCUGGACGAGUACACCAAGCAAGCGGAGGAGCAGUGCAAAACAUCCAUCUGUUCCACACCUGCAUGCAAAGUCGAGCUGGCGGGUUCUCCCGAGUGCUCGUUGGGAUAG